GUGACAGUUAAUUCUAGUAUUAUUUGAACUUUGGUGGCUUGAACUAUAGUUUCUAAACGGUUGUGAUGAGUUUAUAAGUGACCAGUUAAAUCACAUGUCAACUGUGGAUAUUUACGAUGAAUAUCGGAUGAAAUAUAUCGUUAUAUUUGGUUUAUUUUUCAUAAAAUAAGAUAUUAAAUAUAGUUCGCAUAUUAUUCUUUUGAAACAUAAAGUUCAUUUUAUAUAUAUUAUUGAAUCAUGAAACCUACAAGUGAUCAAAAAGUUUCUGGCGCCAAAAUUGCCACAUCAGAGGUUAAUCUUAAACUCAGAGAAUCUUUACACGAUUUGCAACCGACAGCUAUGGACAAGGAAAAUCUAGUUGGCGGUGGAAGAACCAUCAAAACAGAUUCAUCAAUCAAAGAUGCAUUAAAAAAAGAUAUCGAAAGCACAACGGAGAAACCAAAAAUAACAAAACAAAAACACAAAAAAGUUAUUUGUAAAAAUAAGGCAGUUCAAACAAGUAGAGGAGAGUUGAUUCGAAUUGAUAUAGAAGAUUUAACAUCUGAAGCUGGUCCAAGCGAGAAUUAUUGGCAAGUAUUAGCAGAAAGACGACGAAUAGCACUUCAUGACGCGCUAGAUGAAAAUAAAGCAUUACACGAACGCAUAGCAACAUUGCAGGAAGAAAAUCGUUUGUGUAACGAAAUGUUGAAUGAAACACGGGCAUUAGUUGAAGUAUUACAAGAAAUGAUUGAAGAUGAUGAUAGCAACGGUAUACACAAUUCAUUGGAAGAUAGUGCUCUUUAAUUUUAUAUUAAAUUUUCAACAGUGAUCCAAAUAUUACUUUUAUAUCUUAACCUCAUAUCGAA
Messenger RNA from Polistes dominula (European paper wasp), 845 nucleotides. RefSeq names its product geminin DNA replication inhibitor (gene geminin). NCBI's taxonomy places the organism in Eukaryota, Metazoa, Arthropoda, Insecta, Hymenoptera, Vespidae. Gene Ontology annotation, biological process: negative regulation of cell cycle; negative regulation of DNA replication. The record is from RefSeq and is a predicted model, not a curated record. Gene Ontology annotation, cellular component: nucleus.